AUGUCAAAUGCCAUACAGAAAUCCGACCAGCUUUGUCUCGUCGUUGACGAAUGGGUGUAUGACCUCAGAACCACAGACUCUGACUGCUCCAGGGUCCAUCUGCAUAUAUCCAAAGUAGUACCUACUACACCUGCGCCACCACAGUCCAAACUCCAGGUACUGAUUGCUGCCCCAGACCUCACCGCUAAUCAAGUCUUGGUCCACCUUGCACAUGACUCCUCUCUCUCGCGCGUCGAUCUGCCUACCAAGCACAUCCUACUCGAAAAUCGGUUGCUUAAUUUUACUCCUAGCUUUCCAGAAGCUCAAGUGGAUAGUGAGGUCGACAAUGCGACACUAUCUGCCACUUACAAGCGCAAAAUUACUCUCUUCCAUCAUAUCUCCAGUCUACUUCGUGUUCUUCCCUAA
This is a messenger RNA of Suillus clintonianus, 405 nucleotides long. RefSeq lists its product as uncharacterized. Lineage: Eukaryota; Fungi; Basidiomycota; Agaricomycetes; Boletales; Suillaceae. The record is from RefSeq and is a predicted model, not a curated record. The transcript is spliced from 3 exons. Gene Ontology annotation, cellular component: Atg1/ULK1 kinase complex. The coding region runs from base 1 to 405 and encodes 134 amino acids. Gene Ontology annotation, biological process: autophagy.